Messenger RNA from Lactuca virosa, 936 nucleotides. Lineage: Eukaryota; Viridiplantae; Streptophyta; Magnoliopsida; Asterales; Asteraceae. The record is from the annotation of a GenBank genome assembly.
AUGGCAGAUAGAAACAUCACUUUGAUUAAAGACUUGGACAAUAUGAAGGAUGAUUACACACUAAAAGUGUCUAUCAUCCGGCUAUGGAGAUCACUUUCAGAUGUUAACCCCAUUAUUUUCAAAUCAAUCGAGAUGAUAUUGAUGGAUGAGAUGUGUACUAAAAUCCGAGCAAGUGUCUAUCCAAGAGAUUUUCAAAGGUUUGAAUCGAAACUGAAAGAAGAUCAAGCUGUUUACAUCCGAUCCCCCACUAUCCCUCCUAACAGAUACAGUUUUAAAAUAAGUGAUGUAACCUCCAAGUUAAACUUGAAUGGAAGAACAACUGUGAAUGAGUGUCUACACAUUCAAUCAAAAACAACAUACGGGUUUUCUUGUGUUUCGUUUGAAAGAAUUAUCUCUGCAACAACUACAUCUAAUGACUCGAUUGAUGUUAUUGGUGAAAUUGUUUCGUUAGGAAAGCUUGAUUCUCGUGAUGUUAACGUGACGUUGUUUGGAGAUAUUGCAUACCAAUUGAUUUCUUAUCUUGAAGCUCAUAAACAAGUUGGUCGUAUGAUUGUUCUUUUGCACUUGGUUGGAUUACGAGGACUUCAAAACUCUUCUUCUUCUUUGACUGUUGAUAGCUCUCAAUCAUAUUCUGAAUAUGAUGACUUUUUGAAUAAUCACAAUGUUAAAAAUGUUGUUGAUUUGCCAGAACCACAAGAGGAAGGAAAAUUCAUCAUUGUUGGGACCAUUUAUGGUAUUCGACAAGAUACUGACUGGUACUAUGAUGCGUGUACAAACUAUGAAAAGAAAGUUGAUGCAAGGAAUGUGUUUAGCGGUUCAGAAAGUAGUGAUGCAAGUGUGGUUUAUGAAUGCUAUACUGAUAAGUGUAUAAAAAAGGAAAUAUCUUCUGUUCCAAGGUAUAAAAUACCUAUUCGUGUCCACAUAAAUAAAUAUUAA